This is a messenger RNA of Ochlerotatus camptorhynchus, 1563 nucleotides long. RefSeq lists its product as uncharacterized. Bases 1 to 1563 code for a protein of 520 amino acids. Gene Ontology annotation, molecular function: nucleic acid binding; RNA-DNA hybrid ribonuclease activity. The transcript has 2 exons. Lineage: Eukaryota; Metazoa; Arthropoda; Insecta; Diptera; Culicidae. The record is from RefSeq and is a predicted model, not a curated record.
AUGCGAACGGAACCGAGUGGAUAUCGUCCCUUAUCCCUGACCAGCUGCUGCAGCAAGGUCAUCGACCGGAUGGUCAAUCGAAGACUAACGCAAUUCAUCCGGGACAACGACCUCCUCGACCACCGCCAACAUGCUUUUCGCCAAGGAUGUGGCACAAGUACUUAUUUCGCCACUCUCGGACAAGUUCUGGAUUACGCCCUCGAAAAUGGCCUCCACGUGGACUUGGCCACGCUGGACCUUUCGAAGGCGUACAACCGCACUUGGACUCCGGGGGUUUUAACAACACUGGCCAGCUGGGCAUCGGCGGAAACUGGCGUUCCCCAAGGCUCCAUGCUGGUGGUAACCCUCUUCCUCAUCGCCAUGAACGGAGACUUCGAAUGCUUACCAAAAGGUGUCUUCAUUUUUGUGUUUGCGGAUGACAUCGUCAUUCUCACAACAGGGCAUAGACCCACCCUGAUCUGCAGGAAACUCCAAAGCGCUAUCGAAGCAGUGCAUGCUUGGGCAUCAUCCGUCGGAUUCGAACUAUCGCCAUCCAACAGUCAAUUCUCCCACCUAUGCCUAGGAAAACACCGCGCGAAGAAGAAUCCCCCCCAAAAUCGACGGAGAAGUAAUACCUUUCGAGGCCACGAUCCGCAUUCUCGGAGUAUAUCUAGACCGUCAUCUGAGUUUUCAGUUUCACUGCGACCGGAUAAAAAAGCAAUGCGAAAGUCGAUUGAACCUGUUACGAAUUAUCGCCAACAAGCACACCAGUGUAGAAAUUUCGAUAAUGUAACCGAUAAACUCGCACCAACUUUCAACCGAUGCAUCCGUCGUGUGUCCGGUCUUCUUCCUUGCACUCCCGCAGCAUCCACGUGUGUCGAGGCUGGAAUCCUCCCCUUUCGAUACAUAUUCGCAAAAGCCGUAUGUUCCAAAGCCACUAGUUUCCUGGAGAAGACGACCGGUGAUGACGAGGGAGUGUUCCUCCUCAAAGAGGCAAACAAGCUCCUUCAAGUUUUCACCCACCAGAACCUCCCCCCAGUGUCCAGGGUCCACUGGGUAGGAGACGAAGCGUGGGACUACUCUCCACCUAAGAUCAUAUGGGCAUUAAAUAAACCAACCAAAGAAAAUCUGAACCUCCACACUGUGGUGCCGCGCUUCAACGAACUCAUUAGAACAACGCUGAAUGGAUACGAGCUCAUUUAUACGGAUGGUUCAAAAACAGCGAGCGAAGUCGGCUAUGGCGUAUUCGGCCCCAACCUAGAUACCAGCAGAGGCCUUCGUAAGCCUACAUCGAUCUUCUCGGCUGAGGCAGCUGCCAUCUUCUCAGCCGUUACGGAGUCCAGUUUUUCCUGGAAGGCCAUCAUUACCGAUUCGGCCAGUGUGCUGAAGGCCCUUGAGAGUCCGAAGAACCGACACCCGUUGGUGCAAGCAAUCAGAAUGGCUUCGAACAGUAACACCGUAUAUGUCUGGGUUCCCAGCCACUGCAAUAUCAGUGGAAACGAGGCUGCGGACAAGCUGGCAGCGAUCGGCAGAUCUAAAACCCCAGUGGAACCGGAAGUCCCUGCAGCGGAUUUAAAAAUCUGA